Molecule: messenger RNA, 1212 nt
Organism: Notolabrus celidotus (New Zealand spotty)
Lineage: Eukaryota; Metazoa; Chordata; Actinopteri; Labriformes; Labridae
Product: protein FAM92A-like
Exons: 9
Coding region: 177-1073 (298 amino acids)
Biological process (GO): cilium assembly
Cellular component (GO): ciliary transition zone; ciliary basal body
Source: RefSeq, a predicted model, not a curated record
CAACUCAGUCUCCCAGGAUGCACUGUGAAACCGGAAAUGACUAGGACUCCAUGGAAACGGCAGACUGGCGUGCUAGCCUGAGAACUGAAGAAGCAGAGUUUAGCUAGAUUUUGAAUCUGUGUCCCGAUAAACAAGGUAGAACAUUGAAUAAAUCCAGCUUAUCGCCUUCUGCAAAGAUGAGUCGUACACCAGAUUCAAGAGCAAGGGACAACCAGACAAAAACAAUCCAGGAAAACGUCACCAACGUGGAGAAGCAUUUUGGAGAGAUGUGCCAACUGUUUGCUGCCUAUACCCGUAAAACAGCCCGACUACGUGACAAAGCUGAUCUCCUGGUACGGGAAAUAGGCGCAUAUGCAGACACAGAAACACCAAACCUGAAAAGGGGAAUGAAAAAGUUUGCUGACCACCUUGCCAAGAUUGAGGAUUAUCGCCAGGCUGAGGUGGAAAGACUUGAAGCCAAAGUCAUAGAGCCUCUAAAAAGCUAUGGAGCUGUGGUGAAAUGUAAAAGGGAGGAUCUGAAGACAGCUCAGAGUGCCAGAGACAGAGAGGCCAAACAGAUGGCUCAGCUCGAGAGGACCAGACAGAGAAACCCCUCUGACAGGCAGAUCAUUUCUCAGGCUGAGAGUGAGCUUCAGAGAGCCACCAUGGACGCCACAAGGACUACAAGGCAACUGGAGGAGACCAUAGACGAGUUUGAGACGCAGAAGAUUAGGGACAUCAAGAGGAUCUUUGGGGAGUUUGUGACAGUGGAGAUGGCGUUUCAUGCCAAGGCUUUGGAGGUGUACACGCUGGCCUACCAGAGCAUUCAAAGUGUGGAUGAAGAGGAGGACCUGGAGGUGUUCAGGAGCUUGCUGCACCCCCCUGACUACCAGCCACGCUUAGACAUAGUGCGAGCUAAUUCCAAAUCAUCCCUGGAUCAGACUGGCUCCUUCCUGAGUACAUCAGGGACCUUACUGCAACAAAGAACCGGCAGCCGCCAGACGAGGAGAGAGGAGGAGGAAGAGGACGAUGAGGAGGAUGUGGAUGAAUCUGAAGAGGAGGAUGAAGAGGAGGACACGGAUGAUGAAAGUUAAUUUGUACAGGAGAGAAAGGAUAUUUUAAACCAAGUGUGUUACCGUUUUACAACCUUAUAAAAAGAAAGGCUGUGUCAUUGCCAAAGUCACCUGGCACAGCUGGUGUAAGCAGUAUUGUAGUAAAAGUGUUGUAGUUGUG